CCCUCCCCCUCCUGCCCCGCAGUGUCCGAGAACCACAGCAGCUGCCGCAACCCGGACGGCGCCGCGGCGCCCUGGUGCUACGUGCGCGGCGCGGCCGGCGGCCCCGAGCGCAGCCCCUGCGCUAUCGGCCAGUGCCCAGCCACCACUUCCACAGCAGUUCAAGUCCCUACGGAUGGAGCUGAGGUUGCUCAGGAGAUGGACCAGGUGUUUGAAUCUGCUGAUACUUUGCCAUCACGCAGUGAGGCAGCUGUUGUACAGCCUGCCAUUGGGAUCAGUCAGAGAGUCCGGAUGAAGUCCAAGGAGAAGAAGGACCUGGGGACCCUAGGAAACGUGCUGGGGCUUAUCAUGAUAGUGAUAAUCAUUUCAAUUGGAGCUGGCAUUGGUGUGGGCUACAUCUACAAAAAGAGCAGAGAUCUGAACGCGCAGCAGGAACAGGAGGCUCAGGAGCGGGAAAUGCAGCGCAUCACGCUGCCACUCUCUGCUUUCACCAACCCUGUCUGUGAGCUGGUGGAUGAGAAUACAAUUGAGGUACACACCAACCAGACACCUGUGGAGGAGACGCAGGAUGGCAAUGUGCCCCUCAUGGGCCAGGCAGGCACUCCCGGGGCCUGAGCAACCACGCCACAGCAACACAGAUUGGACCUACCACAGUUCCAGCCCCUGGGCUCCCACAUGGGGACAUGGGACCCGUUUGUGUUUUGUUUUAUUUUUGGUGAAUGCCAGGGAUAGACGGGACUUGCAGAUGCGGCACGGCAGGGGCUGGGGAAGCACCAGCUGGCUUCCGACGGCUCCGUUCCGUUCUCUUUGGAGUGAGAGGCCAGGCCUGCCAUGGGCCCCGGAUUCCAUUACCCCCGCAUGGUCUUGGCUUCCUCGUCACUGUUCCUGUCCUGUGGGGAACGGUGCACGCUGUUACUUGCGUUUCAGCCUGGCAUCCUAAGGGGGAAACCUUUGCCCCGACUCAGAGAUGAUGGAGACUUGGAAUAAAGUGGUUCCCUUUCAAGGGUGGUAGCUGGGACAAGGCCUUCCCCUGUCCUGUGGUUGGGUCACACUGAGGUUCCCCCCACCUUGAGAGAGCUAGAGGUCAUUUGAACAGGCAGCAGUUAAACAGAAGGCAACAGCUUGACUGGUAGCAGAAGGUAUUUGGGCCUAGGGCAAUGUUUAGCUCCAGUAGCUUUCUGGGAACAGAUUUCCCCACAAUACUCAAAACAAAUCAAGGUCUUCCAGGGCCAAGGACAUGUUCCCACUCUCCUGUGCUGGGUUUCCCAAUACUCAAGAGUCUAUAUGGGCUGUCUGCUGGGACUCCUGCCAAAGCACUUGGAUCAAGAAAGCCAAAGGACAGGAGCAGUGCAAGCAAAAACCACGCCAAGCCCUGGGUGCCUGUACUAAGGGGCUGUAGCUGUUUCUGAAUUCCUGUCAGAUUUUCCAAGGGCUGUGUUUCCUGACGGUGCUGAAGCCAGCUGCAGCGUGAGCUCAGCAGGAAAGCAAAGACCAGCACAGCAAGCACUCAGCAAACCUGCUUGCAAGCAGAGCAUGACACAAUAGCUGUGUUGCAGGAUUGGCGACCUGGGCUCUGGCUCCUGUACCAGCCUCCCAUAUCUAUGCAGCAAAAGCUGACAGGCAGGUUGAUAGGGGAGUUGCUACCCAAUCUCCUUUAAUGGCCAAAGGCCUUUGGUUUCUGGGAAUUGAGGGGGUAGUUAGGUGAUAAACUCCCCUGAACACCUACAAAGAGCUAAACAGAGCUGCAGCCAUUGCCAGCCUACAGGGUUCAAGCCAUCGUAACCUCUCCUAGCCAUCUGCGUGACAACUGAGGGUGGAAGAAACGCAGCAUGUAACAGCAAAGGUUUUAGUGUCAACAUUUAUUUCAAAAAGGGAAAAAUACUGAAGCUUGGUUAUUUUUACUGCCUUUGAAUACCAUUACUUUGUAAAUGUUUUAAAUACCUCAUGAGUACGAGAUGGGGCAGAUUGUGCCACCUUGUAUUAAAGCUUAACAGAGAAUGAAAGGCA
Molecule: messenger RNA, 2004 nt
Organism: Gavialis gangeticus (Gharial)
Lineage: Eukaryota; Metazoa; Chordata; Crocodylia; Gavialidae
Gene: PIK3IP1
Product: phosphoinositide-3-kinase interacting protein 1
Exons: 4
Source: RefSeq, a predicted model, not a curated record